UCGCGCACCCACGCAACCCUAAUAAACCCCUCCCUCCCUCGCGCCGCCGCCGCCUCCACCCCAGAUCCCCUCCCCCUACGCCGACGGCCGCACGUCGCCGCCCCCCGCGCACGUUACCGGCGAGCUACGGGUCGAUUCGAUCUGUUGCGUGGGGAGCUGUUGGUUUAUGGUUUCCUCGUUGCUGUUUCGUGAAUCUGCGAGCUUAUCCAGUUUUUGGUGUUCUUUUGGGGGUGCAAUACAGGAGUAGAUCGCCUCCGCCCUCCGCAGAGCCCUCGCUGCGACCAUGGCGACCUUCGCGAAGCCUGAGAACGCGCUGAAGAGAGCUGAAGAAUUGAUUCAUGUUGGGCAAAAGCAGGCGGCGCUGCAGGCUUUACAUGAUCUCAUCACCUCUAAGAGAUACAGGUCAUGGCAAAAGCCUCUUGAAAAGAUUAUGAUGAAGUAUGUGGACCUUUGUGUUGACCUAAGGAAAGGCAGAUUUGCAAAAGAUGGCCUUAUUCAGUAUAGAAUUGUCUGCCAGCAAGUUAACGUGGCAUCCUUGGAGGAUGUGAUAAAACACUUCAUGCAUCUUUCCAAUGAGAAAGCUGAACAAGCUCGGAGCCAAGCCCAGGCCUUGGAAGAUGCUCUUGAUGUUGAAGAUCUGGAAGCGGAUAAGCGACCGGAGGAUUUGAUGCUUAGUUAUGUUAGUGGUGAGAAAGGAAAGGACCGAUCAGACAGAGAGGUUGUGACUCCAUGGUUCAAGUUCCUCUGGGAGACAUACAGGACGGUGCUUGAGAUACUAAGGAACAAUUCAAAGCUUGAAGCUUUAUAUGCUAUGACUGCUUAUAAGGCUUUUCAGUUUUGUAAGCAGUAUAAGAGAACAACUGAAUUCCGUAGGUUGUGUGAGAUUAUCAGAAACCAUCUUGCUAAUUUGAACAAAUAUCGUGAUCAAAGAGAUCGACCUGAUCUGACUGCCCCUGAAAGCUUACAAUUGUAUCUUGAUACUCGGGUUGAACAACUUAAAGUCGCUACUGACCUAUCCCUAUGGCAGGAGGCCUUCCGAUCGGUGGAAGAUAUCCAUGGUUUGAUGAGCAUGGUGAAGAAAAUGCCAAAACCAUCUGUUCUGGUUGUAUAUUAUGCCAAGUUAACUGAAAUUUUCUGGAUAUCUGAUAGCCACCUUUAUCAUGCGUAUGCGUGGCUCAAGCUUUUCAACUUGCAAAAGAGCUACAAUAAGAACUUAUCCCAGAAGGAUCUACAAUUAAUAGCAUCUUCUGUCUUGCUUGCUGCACUUUCUGUGCCACCGUAUGACCAAAAAUAUGGUGCAUCUCAUCUUGAGACAGAAAAUGAGAAAGAGCGUAACCUUCGAAUGGCCAACCUUGUCAACUUUUCGCUCGACUCCAAGCGCGAAAAUAGAGAACUGCCUUCAAGAGCAGCUCUCCUAUCUGAGUUGGCAUCCAAAGGGGUGAUUUCGUGUGCUUCCCAAGAAGUGAAGGAUUUGUACAACCUUUUGGAACAUGAGUUCCUUCCUCUGGACCUUGCAUCGAAAGUACAGCCACUUCUUUCGAAGAUUUCAAAGGUUGGAGGGAAGCUUUCAUCAGCUUCUUCUGUUCCAGAAGUGAAGUUAUUGCAGUACAUUUCUGCUUUGGAAAAGCUGACAACACUGAGGGUGCUGCAACAGGCCUCUUGUAUUUUCCAGUCCAUGAAAAUCGAUAUGAUCUCAAGAAUGAUCCCAUUCUUUGACUUUGCUGUCGUGGAGAAGAUUUCUGUUGAUGCUGUGAAACGCAAUUUUGUUGCUUUGAAAGUUAACCAUUUAUCAGGAGCUGUUCAUUUUGGCACUGUGGACCUAGAAUCUGAUGGGUUAAGUGAUCAUCUUAGCGUUCUGGCUGAUUCUUUAAAUAAAGUGAGGAAUCUUAUUCAUCCACCUGUGAAAAAGCCGUCCAAACUUGGUGAAAAUUUGAUUAGUUUAGCUGGAGUUGUGGAGAAUGAACAUAAGAGGCUUCUUGCGAGAAAAUCCAUCAUUGAAAAGCGCAAAGAAGAGCUUGAGCGCCAAAUAUUGGAAAAGGAAAAAGAAGAGGAAAUGAAGAGAUUGAGUGCUCAGAGGAAAACUGCAGAUGAUGAAAGGCAAAGGUUAAUCAAUGACCAAAGGCAGAGGGAGAAGGAAAGGAUCCGCAAAGAAGUAGAGGAAAAAGAAAAACUAGAAGCACAAAAGAUGCUAGAAGAUGCUUCGAAGCGCACAAAAGGAAAGAAAAAACCUGUCAUUGAUGGGGAGCUUACUAAACAAGCCAUCAUGGAAUUGGCAUUGAGUGAGCAGAUGAAGGAGCGCCAGGAGAUGGAGAAAAAGCUGCAGAAGCUUGCAAAAACAAUGGAUUACUUGGAAAGGGCAAAAAGACAGGAAGAGGCACCACUGAUUGAGCAAGCUUUCCAAAAACGUCUUGAGGAAGAGAAUAUCCUUCAUGAGCAAGAGCAGCUGCGAGAGAUUGAGCUCAGCAAGCAACACCAUGCGGGUGACUUGCAAGAGAAAAACAGACUUUCUCGAAUGUUGGAACACAAGAAUGCUUUCCAGGAUAGAAUUGUCCAACGUCGUGAAGCUGAGUUUAGUCGUCUGAAGAAAGAGAGGGACGAACGGAUCAGUCAAUUGAUAUCAUCAAGAAAGCGUGAAAGGGAGACAGUAAGGAAAUUGAUGUAUUAUCUGAACUUGGAGGAACAGCGGAUCGAAAGGCUUCGUGAGGAAGAGGAAGCUAGAAAACGUGAAGAGGAAGAGAGGAGGAAAAGAGAAGAUGCUGAGAGGAAAGCUAAGCUUGACGCUAUUGCCGCCAAGCAGCAACAGAGAGAAAGGGAGUUAGAGGAAAAGGAAAAGCAGAGGAGGGAGGCUCUCUUAAGAGCUGAGCCCACGCGUGCACCUGAUGUUGCUCCUGUUGUUCAGCCAGUUCGUGAGCCAGUAGCAGCCCCUGUUCCUUCUGCGGCAGCACCGACUCCUGGUAAAUAUGUUCCCAAGUUUAAACGGGGUGGCGAUAGCAGCAGCGCUGGUGGCAGCCAGAGGAUAGCAGUGCCACCUGAACAUGACAGGUGGGGUGCACGCGAAGAUCGCCCUCGCCCUGAUGUGCGUCCUCUCCGCCAAGAUGACCCUCCUGCACGGCCAGAUGCUCCCCCAGCCCGCCAGGAUGGGCCUCCAGCUGCUGACCGCUGGCGCGGAUCAAGACUUCCCUCGAAUUCUUCAUCCUCUUUGUCGACCUGGGGGAGGUCUCGGAACUGAUGCAUGUGCCCCAGUUGAGUUUUUUGCCGUCCGUCAAGGUUGAGACCCUUGGUACACACCCUGCCUGUGAUCCUGGGAAGCGUGGUUAGUUGAAUUUGUUUGAUUAUUGCGCACCUAAUGCUCCUAAAAUUUUGAAGCUAGGACUUCUCUUAGUGCCAUGGCACCUUAUCCAAGCUGUUUGAUGUUCUGAGUCGCAGUACCCCAUACAUAUUGUAUCACUAUUUGUUACCAAUACUCGAACUUCUGAUGUUUUUGUUGGUGCACCUUUCCCCGUGCUUUGCCAAAUGCAAUCACUAUUUCCGGUC
Messenger RNA from Phragmites australis (common reed), 3534 nucleotides. RefSeq names its product eukaryotic translation initiation factor 3 subunit A-like. Gene Ontology annotation, molecular function: mRNA binding; translation initiation factor activity. Bases 284 to 3229 code for a protein of 981 amino acids. The transcript is spliced from 14 exons. Gene Ontology annotation, biological process: translation reinitiation; formation of cytoplasmic translation initiation complex. Gene Ontology annotation, cellular component: eukaryotic translation initiation factor 3 complex, eIF3e; eukaryotic translation initiation factor 3 complex, eIF3m; multi-eIF complex. The record is from RefSeq and is a predicted model, not a curated record. Lineage: Eukaryota; Viridiplantae; Streptophyta; Magnoliopsida; Poales; Poaceae.